Angiostrongylus costaricensis is the source of this 936-nucleotide messenger RNA. NCBI's taxonomy places the organism in Eukaryota, Metazoa, Nematoda, Chromadorea, Rhabditida, Metastrongylidae. The record is from the annotation of a GenBank genome assembly.
AUGAACUUCAAUCCGGACCGAUCACGAUUCGAUCAACAAACGUUCUAUGGACGUUUACGACACUUUGCUGCCAUAACGGAUCCGUUCAUCGCUUUCACACCCACUACCGAGUUGUUGAAGGCGAAAAAUCUUAUGGAUAGAUGCAGGUCGCUGCCAGUUACGCUUCUGGAAUUACAUCGUGCUCAACGCCUCUUUCAGUCAGCGUUCCAUCCAGAUACCGGUGAUCUGCAGAAUUUUGCUGGACGAAUGUGCUUCAAUGUAUGGGGCGGAACGAUGUUGUGUGGUGCGAUGAUGAUUUGGUAUAAAUCAACUUCUGCCGUUCUGUUCUGGCAAUGGGUUAAUCAAUCGUUCAAUGCUCUUGUAAACUACACGAAUCGAAAUGCAAAGAGUGAUCUCCUAGUGGCAUAUUCUACAGCUGUCGGUGGUGCCUUAAGUAUAGCUAUUGGGCUAAAACAAUACUUUGCAAAACGGAAAGUUAGUACACUUGCUCAGAAGAUGGUUCCACUUGCGGCAGUGGCUGCAGCAAACGCCAUCAAUAUUCCGCUUAUGCGGCAAAAUGAAUUAAAAAAUGGAAUGAAUGUGACGGACAAGGACGGUACGGUGGUAGGCACAUCCAGACUUGCUGCAAUUAAAGCGAUUUCGCUCGUCGUAUUAUCAAGGAAUGUUAUCGUAGCACCAUGCAUGAUUCUCACUCCAAUCAUAAUGGAAAGACUGGAAAAUUUGGCAUGGUUCAAGCGUAACAUACGUAGAAUUAACAUUCCAAUUCAACUACUCCUCACAUUUGUAAUAUAUGGUGCUAUGGUACCUGUGGGCUGUGCUUUGUUUCCACAGCAAAACUCCAUCAAGCUAACAACGUUGAAACGGUUCGAACCUCAAGCAUAUAAACGACUACUUCACGUGAAGGGAAAUCUCGUCUAUUUCAAUAAAGGAUUGUAG